Molecule: messenger RNA, 681 nt
Organism: Thamnophis sirtalis
Lineage: Eukaryota; Metazoa; Chordata; Lepidosauria; Squamata; Natricidae
Source: RefSeq, a predicted model, not a curated record
UUCCUCUGCCUGAAGAACAUCCGCACUUUCCUCAAAGUCUGCCACGACAAGUUCGGCCUCCGGAACAGCGAGCUCUUCGACCCCUUCGACCUCUUUGACGUCAGAGACUUCGGAAAAGUCAUCUCAGCGGUUUCCAGACUUUCUCACCACAGCAUUGCUCAGAACAAGGGCAUCAGGCCCUUCCCUUCAGAGGAGACCACUGAAAAUGAGGAUGAUGUCUACCGCAGCUUGGAGGAACUGGCAGAUGAGCAUGAUUUGGGAGAGGACAUUUACGAUUGUGUCCCGUGUGAAGAUGAAGGAGACGACAUCUAUGAAGACAUCAUCAAAGUGGAGGUGCAGCAGCCCAUGAUCAGGUAUAUGCAGAAAAUGGGCAUGACAGAAGAUGACAAGAGGAACUGCUGCUUGUUAGAAAUCCAAGAAACAGAAGCCAAGUACUACAAGACACUGGAAGAGAUCGAGAAGGUGAGUGAGGGGCUCUUGAGAAAGGUCAGCCAGCGUCAACUGCUCUUUCUUUGGAGGGAAGACUCCAGCAUGCGUCCAGGUUUUUCUUGUUUAAGUGUGAAGUCUUACACUUAGGCAAGAAAAAUCAAAAGGACACAUGUAGACUCGGGGGAAACCAGGCGUAAUAUCAGUGACUGUGAGAAGGAUCUUGAAUUCUUAUUGGACAACCAGCUAAAUAGG